Molecule: messenger RNA, 1337 nt
Organism: Brachypodium distachyon (stiff brome)
Lineage: Eukaryota; Viridiplantae; Streptophyta; Magnoliopsida; Poales; Poaceae
Product: bidirectional sugar transporter SWEET7b-like
Exons: 3
Coding region: 32-550 (172 amino acids)
Biological process (GO): carbohydrate transport
Cellular component (GO): membrane
Molecular function (GO): sugar transmembrane transporter activity
Source: RefSeq, a predicted model, not a curated record
UCCGUAUGUAGCCGUGCUAUUCAAUAGCGCCAUGUGGCUAAUAUAUGGGCUACCAACAUUUCCAUCCUUUUCAAACAUGCCUGUAAUGGUGGCCAACAUGGUUGGUAUUGUUGUGGAGUCCAUUUAUAUCACCAUUUGGUUUAGGUAUGCUGUGGGUGGCCGAGUCAUUCCCUUGAUUGUGCUCAUUUUGGUUAUUGCCAUGAUAUUGGUUAUUCUUUUCAUGGCAAUAGUCAAAGUGAUAGUGCAAAAGGCUUGGUCUAUACUUUUCGUCGGCUGCUUCGCAGCUAUUUCAGGAGGAAUAAUGUAUGUUAUACCCAUAAAAAUAGCGUACGAGCUUUUCAUCACCAAAGAACUGGGUAGGAUGUCAAUUCUGGAAAACUCAACAUCCUUUCUCAAUGGAUUGAUCUGGACGAUUUACGCUUGCGUUGAUAAGCUGAACAGCUUUGUACUGGGACCGAACGUGGUUGGGAUAGCCUCCUCUGUUCUGCAACAAGUGGUAUGGACCCUGGUGUGGUUCUACAACCGUAACCAUCCGGCUGAGCAGGCUUAGGAAGUGGAACUCGGGGACGGCCCCAAUCUCCCACCCGCUGCGGCCGAUGACGGCGUCCCUCCGGCGGCCGACGACGUCGCCCCUCCGGCGUUAAUCAUCCCCGCGGCUGCAAUGAAUCAUCCGGCGGCAAUCAUCCCUGCGGCUGCAAUUAAUCCUCCGGCGGCUGAUCUCAACAUGCAGGCUGAGGUGGGGCUGGGCGGCGUCGGCUCCAAUGGUGACGGCGGCUCUCCGGCGGCCGACCUGCAGGCUGAGGUGGGGACUGGCGGCGUCGGCCCCAAUCCCCUACCUGCGGCGGCUGGUGACGGCGGCUCUCCGGCAGCCUUCAACCCUGCGGCGGCCGACGACCCCGCAGCGGCCAACAUCCCCGCGGCUGCAAGCAACAACCCCCCACCGGCGGCCCCCAACCCCGUGGCGCUCGGGAUUGGGGCCGUCCUCAACCUGCCAGCUGAAGUGGUGCUUGGCGGAAGCGACCCCAAAGCCGACCCGGCGGCUGAUGUGGCAUCUGCCGGCUGCAACCCCAGUCCCGUGGCUGCCGCACCGGCUGACGUGGCGGCCGUCGACGGCGCUCCCCCGGCAGACGAGGAGCUAGGCGGCGGCGAGCUCAAUCUGAAGGAGGCCGAGGACGAAGAAUGAGUGGCCAGAGGCUGCUGUACUUUACUUCUCUCUGAAUUUUUAGUUUGCAAUUCGGCGAUCCGAGAAUCGUCUGUAAUGAAUUUCUAGAUUUCGAUCUUUCCCUUAUGUUUGAAUUUGCUAACCCUGGUUUAGAUGAACAUUUCAGUCAAGCUAA